This is a messenger RNA of Fraxinus pennsylvanica, 1095 nucleotides long. The record is from the annotation of a GenBank genome assembly. NCBI's taxonomy places the organism in Eukaryota, Viridiplantae, Streptophyta, Magnoliopsida, Lamiales, Oleaceae.
AUGGCGGAAGCAAUUUCUCCUAUGGAAAUUGAUGACGAGAACAACAAUCUAGAUUCUCUCAAAACCCAAAGCAAAGGCAAAAGCGUCGUCGUUUUGACCACUCCUCCCGACACGAAAGCCACUCCCUGGGUCGAAAAGUACCGCCCGCAAUCCCUGGACGACGUCGCUGCGCAUCGUGAUAUCGUCGAGACUAUUGAUAAACUUGCAAGCGGGAACAGGUUGCCCCAUUUGCUGCUCUAUGGACCACCUGGAACAGGAAAGACUUCCACAGUUCUGGCACUGGCUAGGAAGCUUUAUGGGGCCCAGAUGCACAACAUGGUUCUGGAACUGAAUGCUUCGGAUGAUCGUGGAAUUGAAGUGGUGAGGCAGCAAAUUCAGGACUUCGCAAGCACUCAGAGCAUAUCUUUUGGUGCAAAAUCUGCUGUAAAAUUGAUCCUACUGGAUGAGGCAGAUGCCAUGACUAAAGAUGCACAAUUUGCUCUUCGCCGAGUGAUUGAGAAAUACACAAAAAAUACUAGAUUUGCUUUGAUCUGUAACAAUGUUAACAAGGUUAUUCCGGCAUUGCAAUCAAGAUGUACACGUUUUCGAUUUGCUCCUCUUGAUGGGGUUCACGUCACUGAGCGGCUUAAACAUGUUAUUAGUGCUGAAGGGCUCGAUGUACCUGAAAAUGGUUUGAAGGCUGUUGUACGGCUUAGUAAUGGUGACAUGAGGAAGGCAUUGAAUAUUUUGCAAUCAACACACAUGGCUUCUCAGCAGAUCUCGGAAGAAGCUGUGUACUUGUGCACUGGAAAUCCUUUGCCUAAAGACAUUGAACAGAUUUCUUAUUGGCUUCUUAAUGAGCCCUUUGCCACUACCUCUAAACGAAUUUCAGAAAUCAAGACUAGGAAAGGAUUAGCAUUGGUGGACAUUGUAAGAGAAGUAACCAUGUUUGUUUUCAAGAUCAAGAUGCCCCCAGAAGUUCGGGUCCAGUUGAUUAAUGAGCUGGCUGAUAUCGAAUACAGGUUGACUUUUGCUUGCAAUGAUAAGUUGCAGCUCGGAUCAUUAACUGCUGCUUUUACACGAGCAAGAGCUUCACUGGUUGCUGCAGCAAAGUAA